Messenger RNA from Quercus robur (English oak), 2526 nucleotides. RefSeq names its product disease resistance protein RPV1-like. The record is from RefSeq and is a predicted model, not a curated record. Gene Ontology annotation, biological process: defense response; signal transduction. The transcript has 5 exons. Bases 1 to 2526 code for a protein of 841 amino acids. NCBI's taxonomy places the organism in Eukaryota, Viridiplantae, Streptophyta, Magnoliopsida, Fagales, Fagaceae. Gene Ontology annotation, molecular function: ADP binding.
AUGACUUUAAUGGGAAUGGAAACUGCCUCAUCAUCUUUUCCAAGUUCUUCUACUUCAUCUUCUACUGAGCAAUGGAAGUAUGAUGUUUUCCUCAGCCUUAGAGGCGAGGACACUCGAAACAAUUUUAUGGAUCAUCUAUUUACUACUUUGACAGAGAAAGGCAUUAACACUUUUAAAGAUGAUGAAAAACUUGAGAAAGGAAAAUCUCUCUCGCUAGAGCUAUUGAAAGCAAUAGAAGAAUCAAGAUUUGCUAUUGUCAUUCUCUCAAAAGACUACACAUCUUCUACUUGGUGCUUAGAUGAACUUGCAAAUAUCAUUGCGUGCAAGAAAGAUAUUGAAAUGGCAGUUUUACCUUUUUUUCACCAUGUUGAUCCAUCUGAUAAAAUUAUUGAUGAAGUUUUGAAGGAAAAGAAUUUGAAAAUAGAAGAGGAGUAUGAUGGAGUUCUCAAGAUCAAGAAUAGGUUAUGUCGUAAAAGGAUUCUUCUUGUUCUUGAUGACGUUGAUAAAAUAAAACAGUUAAAAAUGUUAGCUAGGGAGCAUGAUUGGUUUGGUUCUGGUAGUAAAAUUAUCAUAACAACAAGAGAUGCGCAUUUCUUAGAGGCACAUCAAGUAGAUAAAAUAUAUGAAGUUAAAGGAUUGAAUGAUGAAAAUGCCCUUCAACUUUUUUCCUCGAAAGCUUUUAAAAAAAAGCAUGUCCUUGAUGAUUAUAGAGAGUUGUCUAACCAUUUUUUGUUUUAUGCCGCUAGCCUUCCUCUAGCUCUUGAGGUUUUGGGUUCCUCUUUGUUUGGAAAAAGUAUUGUUGAAUGGAAAAUUGUGUUAGAGAGACUCCAAGAAAUUCCAGACGAAACAAUUCUCCAAGUACUUGAAAUAAGUUUUAAUGGACUCCAAAAACCACAGAAGGAAAUAUUCUUGCAUAUUGCAUGCUUUUUUAAUAAUCAAAAGAAAGAUUAUGUAUUUGAAAUACUAGAUAUUCUUGGCCUUUACCCUGUUAUUGGAUUGAAGGAACUCGCUGAUAAGUCUCUCUUGAAAAUUAUGGAUAAUGAUAUACUGUGGAUGCAUGACUUGCUUGAAGAAAUGGGUAGGAACAUAGUUUGUCAAGAGUGCCUUGAUGAUCCUAGGAAGCAUAGUAGAAUGUGGGAUUAUGAGGACAUUGACAAAGGGACAGGAACACUUAAAGCCAUGGAUAUUGUAAGUACUUAUAAUGAACAACAAGAUGCAUGUUGGAACUGUGAGGCCUUUUUGAAGAUGGACAAUCUUAAAUUUCUUAGAAUUUGUGGUAUUCUUCAUGUCCCCACACAGCUCCCUAAUGAUUUAAAAAUUCUUGAUUGGAUUUUGUAUCCAUCAAAAUCUUUGCAAUCGAGUUUCCAGCUAGAUGAGCUUGUUCAACUUUGUUUGCAACAAACCAAAAUUGAACAACUUUGGAUUGGAAUAAAGAAUUUUGACAAGUUGAAAUUCAUUGACUUGAUCGAUUCCUCGGAACUAAUUGUAACUCCAAACUUCACUGGAGUCCCAAAUCUUGAGAAAUUAGUUCUUGUAAGGUGUACAAAUUUAUGCAAAUUUCACCCAUCCAUAAGAAUUCUUAAAAAACUUAUUCAUCUUAAUUUAGAAGAUUGCAAAAGACUAAUUCGUAUUCCAAGAAAGUUUGGAAUGGAGUCUCCUGUGACUCUUGAACUUUCUAAUUGCUCAAAAUGCAAGGAAAAUCCAAAAUUUGUUGUAAACAAGGAAUUCUUACGGGAGAUUCUUUUGGAUCGCACUGCUGUUGUGGAACUAAUUAAAAACUUGCCAGAGAACCUAUGGAUAGGCAAAGGCCUAGAGGUGCUUGAUUUGAGCAAAGCAGAUAUAGAAGAGCUGCCUUCAUCAAUUGAACGUUUGACUAACCUUACUUCAUUGACGCUAAGAUAUUGCAUGAAUCUUGUGCGCUUUCCUAACACCAUUUGUGGUUUGAAGUUGCUUAAUUCUAUUGAUCUUUUUGGAUGCUUAAAAUUUGGUAACUUGCCAAAGAACAUAGGAAAUGUAAAAGGUUUGGAGCUGCUAAAUUUGUGUUGGACAGCCAUAACAGAGGUACAAGUGCCUUAUAGGUGUGAUGAGUUGAUGGGAAUUGAGUUCUGCGUUGGUUUUUCAGUCCCAAAGGUUUCUAAUACCUCUAAAGAUUUUCUUCUUACAUGUUGGAUUAAAGUCAAAGGAUUUGAAAGCGCAUUACCAAUACACUCUUCUUUUAGGACAAACUAUGACAAAAUUAGAUCACCUCACCUUUGGCAACUCUAUUUGUCUCCUCGCUAUUUUGACUCCCAAUGGGGAGAAAAUUUUCGUCAAAUUGAUGGGAAUGGAUCCAAUAAAAUUGAGAAUAGAAUAAGUGCUUCACAUAACUUGUGGGUGAGGAAAGUUGGGAUUCAUUAUGAUAUUAAUAAUGAUUCAGCCUCCAAAGGUACCCAAAAUAAGCGAAGCCAUGAUGAGGAUGAUGGGGCUGGGCCUUGUGGAGAAGGCUAUUCAAAUGACGAACCACCUCCAAAGACAUGGAGGAUAUAA